Molecule: messenger RNA, 1784 nt
Organism: Spodoptera frugiperda (fall armyworm)
Lineage: Eukaryota; Metazoa; Arthropoda; Insecta; Lepidoptera; Noctuidae
Product: mitochondrial outer membrane protein SLC25A46
Exons: 8
Coding region: 151-1362 (403 amino acids)
Biological process (GO): mitochondrial fission; mitochondrial membrane fission
Cellular component (GO): mitochondrial outer membrane
Source: RefSeq, a predicted model, not a curated record
UUUACAAUGUGAAAAACAGGGAUAUAUAAAAAUGUCUCAUUAGAAUCUGAUUGGCUUAAGAAAUGUUAUUAGAGUCGUUCUUCCAUUUCUAUUGAUAUGAUUGGAACAAUAAAAUAUUUCCACUGAAAAGAAUGAUUUAAGAAGACAAGGAUGGCUGGAUUUGGUGAUUUUUCAGGCUACAACAGGCCUUAUGGGUUGGAUCCUAACAGGGAAACCAAUGAUUUGUACGACACUCGCUAUCAGCAGAUAUACGGGUACCAUACUCCUGUUACCGAAGAGUUUCAGGGGCCGCCGUUAGUAAUGGAUGAUGUUUCUGAAGAAGAUAACAAUGCCUAUAUCACAACAGCUAUAAGUGUUGCAAGUCUUAUCACAGAGAAUCUACUAAGUCACCCAUUUAUUGUAUUGAGAAGGCAGUGUCAGGUACACAAUGGUCUGAAGAACUAUCACAUAGUACCUUACACCCUACUGCCUGUAGUUGCGCGGUUGCAUCGGAGACAAGAUGUGACCACACUCUGGAAGGGCAUUGGCUCUACUUGUAUAGUGAAAGGUCUAAACUUGGCUGUGGAGGAUGUGGUCUCCAAGGGCACUGGAUGGCCUAAGGACAUUGGAAAAUGUGAUUCCGUCUUACAGUUCCUACAGCACAUAACUUUAAAAUGUGUAAGUUUAGCUAUCAUUACACCUUUCUACUCAGCAAGCUUGGUUGAAACAGUCCAGAGUGACAUUGCAAGUGACAAACCAGCAAUACUAGAUGUGUUCAGGGAAGGUUUCAUGCGCAUUUUAGAAUGGGGAACUCCCAGCAGAGGUAGAAUGCUGCCUAUAUGGGCUAUUGUGUUCCCAACUGUCUCUCUUGGUAUUACCAAGUAUAUUGCUCACAUAACAUUUAAAAAGAUAACUGAGAAAGUACUCCGUUUCCAACAAAGACACAGACAUGAGCUUAGUGACUCCUAUAAUGUGAACUACAGCAAAACCUCAAACCCUCUGAUUGAAGAUAUCAGUUUGAAAGCCAACAUCAUAUCUUUCAUUGCCAUGGAAAUAAUAUUCUACCCAGUUGAAACCAUUAUCCAUAGACUUCACAUACAGGGCACCAGGACAAUAGUAGAUAACCUGGACACUGGCACAUCAGUUAUACCAAUACUGACUGGUUACGAAGGAUUUAUGGAUUGCUACAACUCCACCAUAGCCAAGGAAGGAGUCUCGGGCCUGUACAAAGGCUUUGGUGCACUAGUAUUACAGUUAGCAGCACAUUUGGCUAUCAUAAAACUCACAACUUUAGUUGUGUCAGAAGUAUCCAACUUGUUAAAGCCAGCCAAGUCCCCAACUUCUGAUGACUCCAUUCCCUCUCAAAAAUAUUUGUUCAACUAGUCCAUGGUAACUAUUUAUUAAAUUAUAUUGUAAGUGUAAUUUGUCAAGCAUUGUUUCCUGUGAGGAUUUUUGAAAUAUUAUUAAAAUAAAAGCAAUAUAUGGGUUUCAUUAUACAUAGUAUAUUAAUUUGAUCUCUAGUAUGUUAUGUCCCAUUAGUAGUUCAGUUCUUUAUGAUCUACCCAUUUCUGUCCAUUGUCAAAACUAUGGGGCUAAAGGGCAUUGCUAGAAUUGUAGAUGAAUAUUAUCAAUUUGAUUUUGAAGAAUUAUAUUUGAAGAUAACAAGUCUGCACAAUGGUACCUUAUAUUCUGUUUUUGUUACUUUUUGUAAAGUAGUAAAUAAGUGAAAUGUAUAGCUUGUUAGAAUGAUAGCUCUGUUAACAAAAAUCAGGCUGUUUUAAAAUAAAGAAUUGAUUCGAAACAUA